Molecule: messenger RNA, 510 nt
Organism: Propithecus coquereli (Coquerel's sifaka)
Lineage: Eukaryota; Metazoa; Chordata; Mammalia; Primates; Indriidae
Product: ubiquitin-conjugating enzyme E2 variant 1-like
Exons: 1
Coding region: 1-423 (140 amino acids)
Source: RefSeq, a predicted model, not a curated record
AUGGCAGCCACCGCAGACUCUGGAGUAAAAGUCCCUCGCAAUUUCCAACUGUGGGAAGGCCUUGAAGAAGGGCAGAAAGGAGAAGGAGAUGGCACAGUUAGCUGGGGUCUAGAAGAUGACAAAGACAUGCUUACAAGAUGGACAGGGAUGAUAAUUGGGCCUGCAAGAACAAUCUAUGAAAACCGAAUAUUCAGCCUUAAAACAGAAUGUGGACCUAAAUACUCAGAAGCACCCACCUUUGUAAGAUUUGUAACAAAAAUUAAUAUGAAUGGAGUUAAUAGUUCUAAUGGAGUGGUGGACCCAAGAGCCAUAUCAGUGCUAGCAAAAUGGCAGAAUUCAUAUAGUGGCAAAGUUGUCCUAAUGAUGUCUAAAGAAAAUAUGAAACUCCCUCAGCUGCCUGAAGGACAGUGUUACAGCAAUUAACCAUAAAAGAAAAACCACAGGCCCUUCCCCUUCCCCCCUAAUUGAUUUAAGCAGUCUUCAUUUUCCACAGUAGUUAAUUUUUUAGAU